CAGGAGGCGGAUCAGAUGGUCCCGUCAGGACCUGAAACCUGACCCCCUUCAGUCCUCCUUGAUCCAGCAGGACCGUCGGAGUUCUCCUGAUCACAAUGAUCUUAAUGCUUGUUUUCACUCUCCUGGCAGUUCUGCCAGUUUGGAUCUUCUGGAGAAAUCCUUACUUUCUGGGAGAUCUGAGGUAUUUCACCACCGUCAUUAAGAUCGGGAUCCGAAUGGCCAAAAUCCGGAAAAGGUUCAGCAGCCUCCUGGACUGUUUCCUGGAGCAUGUGAAGAAGCAUCCCCACAAGAGCUUCGUGGUGUUUGAGGACAGCUCCUACAGCUACAUCCAGGCCGACAGAGAGAGCAGCAAAGUGGCCAGAGCUCUGCAGACGCACGCCCACCUGAAGGAGGGGGACACGGUGGCCCUGUUCCUGGGAAACCAGCCCCACUUCAUCUGGGUCUGGCUGGGACUGGCCAAACUGGGCUGUGUGGCGUCUCUCCUGAACACCAACAUCAGAUCCAAGUCUCUGCUUCACUGCUUCUCGUGCUGCGGAGCCACAGUCCUCAUCACUGCAGCUGAGCUGCGAGGAGCCGUGGAGGAGGUGCUGCCGGCCCUGAGGGAGCAGGGUGUCCGUGUGUUUGUCCUCAGUGAGAGCUGUGAUGUGGAGAGCAUAGAAAGCCUCUCUGAUAAAAUCCAGCAGGCCUCAGAUCAGCCUCUGUCCCUGCAGCUGAGGGCCAACGUCAACCUGAAGAGCCCAGCGUUAUACAUCUAUACUUCAGGGACCACAGGACUUCCUAAAGCAGCUGUGGUGAACCAUGAGAGGGUUUGGUUGGCUUCUUUCCUUGGGCUCAUUGCGGGCCUGCACUCUGACGACGUGCUGUACGUCUACCUGCCUCUGUACCACACCGCCGGCAUUCUGAUGGGCCUGGGAGGAGCCAUAGAGCGAGGCUGCACCGUGGUUCUGAGGCGUAAAUUCUCCGUUUCCAACUUCUGGGACGACUGCAGGAAGUACAACGUGACGGUCAUUCAGUACAUCGGCGAGAUCAUGCGUUACCUCUGCAACACGCCGAAGGACCACAAGGUGCGGCUGGCUUUAGGGAACGGGAUCAGGGCCGACACCUGGACUGAUUUCCUGGAGCGGUUUGGGAACAUUCAGAUCUGUGAAUUUUACGGAGCCACAGAGUCCAACAUCAUGUUUGUGAGCUACAUAGGAAAAGUUGGAGCGAUUGGCAGAGAGAACUUUCUUCACAAAUUAAGAAAUCCAUACGCCCUGAUAAAGUAUGACCUGGAGACGGAGGAGCCGCUCAGAGACUCCAGAGGAUUCUGUAUUAAAGUCCCAGCAGGAGAAACUGGUUUGCUGGUUGGAAGGAUCGGAGCAACAGCACCUUUCGGUGGAUAUCUGAAGAACGAGCAGCAGACAGAGAAGAAGCUGAGAGACGUGUUUGUGAAGGGAGACCUCUACUUUAACAGUGGAGAUCUUUUAAGGGUCGACAACCAAGGAUUCGUUUAUUUUCAGGAUCGGAUUGGAGACACUUUCAGGUGGAAGGGAGAAAACGUGGCGACCACAGAGGUGGCUGAUCAUUUACUGACAGUGGACUUUGUUGAAGAGGCUAAUGUCUACGGGGUGAAGGUGCCAGGACAUGAAGGCAGGAUUGGAAUGGCAGCUCUGACGCUGAAAGAAAACAUGAGCUUUGACGGGAAACGUCUUCAUCAACACGUUAAAAACUACCUGCCGAGCUACGCCAGGCCACGGUUCAUACGCAUACAGGACGCUCUGGCAGUGACUGGAACCUUCAAGCAGCUGAAGGCCAAACUGGCUGAGGAGGGUUUCAACCCCGACAUCAUCCAGGAUCCUUUAUUCUUCCUGGAGGACAAUAARGGCUACGUGCCCAUGAGCAAGGACAUAUUCAGCUCCAUCUCAGAGGGAACGCUCAAACUCUGAGCGCCUGCUGCAGACCAGGAGGCGUUCAGAGCGACACGGGGAUAUUUUAUACACAGAUGACUCUUUUUAAAUCAGAACCACUCAAACCAGCCUGUUUGUUUUUACUGGAUCAGUUUGAAACUGAGGUGAAGCCUGAGGAUGGCAGGACUGAAACAAUGGAGGAAAAGCUUUGACCCGUCUGUGAGGUGGGCAGUCUCAGGGUCUCGUGUUUCCGUCCCACCUGAUUCAUCUCUCAAAUCAAACCAACCUUGUUUUCUGGAACUCAAAACCUUCUGGACCUGUGUAUUUUUACCAACAUGUACACAAACUCCCAGAUGUGAGCCAGAAAGUUGUGAACACAUCAUUUAUUGCAAAUAAAAAUCUGAUUCUUUAAACAG
Molecule: messenger RNA, 2302 nt
Organism: Austrofundulus limnaeus
Lineage: Eukaryota; Metazoa; Chordata; Actinopteri; Cyprinodontiformes; Rivulidae
Product: very long-chain acyl-CoA synthetase
Biological process (GO): long-chain fatty acid import into cell; long-chain fatty acid metabolic process
Cellular component (GO): plasma membrane; endoplasmic reticulum membrane
Molecular function (GO): long-chain fatty acid transmembrane transporter activity; long-chain fatty acid-CoA ligase activity
Source: RefSeq, a predicted model, not a curated record